AGAGCCGCAGACUCCGCUAGAAGCAUGCAGGCCCGGGACAACGGUAUCACUCCGCGAGGAGGCGGCCGCCUGUCCGUCCUCCAGCGACACCUCACAGCAGUUCCUAUGUCAGGUCAGGUUGCCACAACCACCUUUCGCUACACCUUGGACAAUAAUCUUCUGACCCCAGAACAGAGACAGUUCUACGAGGAGAAUGGAUUCCUUGUUAUAAAAAACCUGGUAUCACACAAGGACAUAGAUGAAUUUAGGGAUGUCUUUGAGAAAGUUUGCAGGAAAGAAUUGACAGCACCUGGAAUGCUUGUAAUGCGAGAUGUGGCCAUUGCUAAGUCAGAAUUUCUUCCAGAUCAAGAAGCAAUUACAAAAGUUCAGUAUUUUCAGGAGCUUCCUGGACUAUUCCGAUACUGCAGUCUACCACAGAUUCUGCAGUACGUGGAGUGUUUCACUGGCCCCAACAUCAUGUCCAUGCACUCCAUGCUGAUCAAUAAGCCUCCAGAUGCAGGUAAGAAGACUUCUCGCCAUCCACUCCACCAGGAUCUGUACUACUUUGCAUUCAGGCCUGCAGACCGCAUAGUUUGUGCUUGGACAGCCAUGGAGCACAUUGACCGAAGCAAUGGAUGCCUUGUGGUUUUUCCAGGAACUCACACAGGAGAACUCAAACAACAUGAUUAUCCAGAGUGGGAGGGUGGGGUCAAUAAGAUGUACCAUGGAGUUCGUGAUUAUGAUCCAAACAUCCCUGGAGUGCACUUAACCAUGGAAAAGGGAGACACAGUGUUCUUUCACCCCAUACUUAUCCAUGGAUCAGGAAUGAACAAGACGGCUGGCUUCAGAAAGGCUAUUUCCUGCCAUUUUGCCAGCUCAGAUUGCUACUAUAUAGAUGUCAAGGGAACAAGUCAGGAAAACAUUGAGAAAGAGUUUGUUGAAGUGAUAAAGAAACAGCUUGCAAUGGAGUCACUUAGGACCUUAAAGUGUCAUGAAGUACAAUAUGUAACGAAAAAACAAUCUGGCCUGGAUAAGUCAAAGCGUUUUAAAGUUAUCACCACUUAAAGUGACACUGGUCAGAUUUGCAAAAAAUGGCCUGGUACCUAAGGUGAAAUAAGGCUGUGUCCCAAAGGGGUUAAGGGCUAAAGAUCAGAUCCUCUGCUGAUCGACUGUUUGAAGCAUUCCUGUGAGUGCUACAGCCUCAAACGUCAAAUAAAACACUGGAGACGCUGGAUAACCAUAUUAUGCAGAGGAAUGUCACUCUGCCUCUGGUCUCCCUGCCCCAGCCUCAGAACAGAAGAAAAUGCUUGGCACUCUGACAUAAAAUGUCGGUCUGGUGCUCAAUGAUAGGGAGAUUUACCACGUGCAAUAGUCAAAAUCACCAUGACACUCAGUUAAUUAGCAAACAAGUGAUAGUUUAUUAAUCCAUCCAGCAAGUGCCGAAGCACUUUGGUCUACAGUACUUCACUAUUGGGAUGCUCCUUGUGUUUUUCCUUUUUGAGAGUGCGGUGCUUCACAGCUGGGAACAGUGAUGGACUAUACCAGUGGUGAAAUCGAGAGGGAUCUUCAAAAUCUCGGAGUGGAUGUGGUAACGGUUAUCUCCAUCGAACCAUUGUUUGUCCUGUAGAAGCAGCGCAAGUCUGGCACUGCACAUUGUUGAUGAUUUGAAGUUGACCUACUUUUGAUUGGACUUUUGCGGUGCUCAUGUUUAGAGACUGAUGAAUUAGCUUUUUGUGUUUUACAAAACACUCACUGUCUAUACACAUUAAAGCGAUAAAUGACAAUUGCACUAACCACUAUUUGUUUUUAAGGUUUCAGCCAAUGUAGGAACAGUUAAUGUUUUUGACCUAUUUGUCUGGGACAUAAUUAAAACUGAAUAUUUUGCCAAAUA
Bufo gargarizans (Asiatic toad) is the source of this 1870-nucleotide messenger RNA. Its product is annotated as phytanoyl-CoA dioxygenase, peroxisomal-like. The transcript has 9 exons. Gene Ontology annotation, molecular function: phytanoyl-CoA dioxygenase activity. The record is from RefSeq and is a predicted model, not a curated record. NCBI's taxonomy places the organism in Eukaryota, Metazoa, Chordata, Amphibia, Anura, Bufonidae. Gene Ontology annotation, biological process: fatty acid alpha-oxidation. Bases 25 to 1044 code for a protein of 339 amino acids.